This is a messenger RNA of Paramecium octaurelia, 761 nucleotides long. Lineage: Eukaryota; Ciliophora; Oligohymenophorea; Peniculida; Parameciidae. The record is from the annotation of a GenBank genome assembly.
GCUGAGAUAAAUUCAUUAGGGAUUGAGUUAGGAGAAUUAUAGAUAUAUAGAUUAUAUAUUUUAGGUUGAUGAAUCACAUCAUGUUUGGAUAAAAUAAUACUAGAAUUAAUAAACACAAAUAUUUGAAGUAUUUUCAAUUAAUCAGGAAUACAUUUGAAAGUAGGUCUUUAAAUUAAUUGUGAAAUCUCAAGGUUUUAAGCAUAAGGUUGCAUCGAAUUACUAAUUAUAGAGCAACUACUAGUGUUAACAAAAGCAAGUAGUAUUUGUACGUUCUAACAAUUUUGAUCAUAUUAAGGAAGAAAGAUAGGGCUUGGCAAAGAUUUUAUAGCAUAUAGAGUCUCGAGUAACAACAGGUACACUUUAUAUUGAUCAAGCAGAGGAAAUAACGAGAAUCAAUAUCAUUGGAGACUUACUAGUGUUUUAAGCUGAAUAAGUCAAAAUUUGUUGACAAAGUUGAUUCAUAUUUGCAACAAAAAAUAUGGGUUAAGGAAUUAUGUAUUGUUAUGAAUAAUGCUUCUAUUCAUAAGGAAAGUACUUUAACAAGAGUUGUUUAGAAAUACUUAAAUAAUUUGUAUUUGCCACCAUAUUCACCACAGUUGAUUCCAAUUCAACAAGUAUGGUGUGAGAUGAAAAAUAUGUUAUCUAAAUAGGAGUGUAAAACAAGUUUGAAAAUAAAUUAAGAGAUUCGUCAAUGUUUUAGCUAAAUUAGAGAGGAGGAUUUAGAUAAAUUUAUGAGAGUGAUAGUAUUAACUUAAAAAUGA